Messenger RNA from Anolis carolinensis (green anole), 5271 nucleotides. RefSeq names its product nidogen 2 (gene nid2). NCBI's taxonomy places the organism in Eukaryota, Metazoa, Chordata, Lepidosauria, Squamata, Anolidae. The coding region runs from base 46 to 4161 and encodes 1371 amino acids. Gene Ontology annotation, biological process: cell-matrix adhesion. The record is from RefSeq and is a predicted model, not a curated record. Gene Ontology annotation, molecular function: calcium ion binding. The transcript has 21 exons.
GCGAGCGGCCCGCCCGAAGCCUCCUGCGCUGCGUCCCGGCCGAGCAUGCCUCUCCCCGGGCUGCUCCCGCUCGCCCUCCUGGCGCUGCUCCCCGGGGGAAACCCGCUGCCCCGGUCCGCCCUCCUGCCCUUCGGGGACCCCUUCGGAGACCGGGAGGUGCCCUCCGGAGACGACGAGACCGCCCCCGCCCCCGCCCCGGACAUGCCCUUCUUCCAGGCGCGCUUCCACCACCUCUACGUUGGGACCAACGGGAUCAUCUCCACCCAAGACUUCCCCAGAGAGACACAGUAUGUGGACGACGACUUCCCCACGGAUUUCCCUGCCGUCGCUCCCUUCUUAGCCGACAUUGACACCAGCGACGGGAAGGGCCGGAUUUAUUACCGCCUGGAUGAAUCCAAAGCGGUGUUGGAUCAAGCUGUGCGGCUGAUUCGGGCUGGAUUUCCUGCUGCUUCCAACUUCGACCCUCAGUACGCCUUCAUUGCUACUUGGGACAAUGUCGGAGCCUACGAAGAAGUCGCCCGGAACGCAGAACCCUCCAAGCAGCGCAAUACCUUCCAGGCUGUCCUAGCCUAUAAUGCUUUGGACACUUAUGCUCUUUUCCUUUAUCCCGAUGAUGGGAUCCAGUUUUAUGGAACACGCCCCAAGGAAUCCUACAACGUCCACUUGGAGCUCCCGGCCCGGGUGGGCUUCAGCCGAGGGGAAUAUCAGCGCCGGGAAGGACCCUUCUACAGCGUCACCACCAGCGAGAAGUCAGUCAAAAACCUCUACCAGUCCAGCAAUGCCGGGAUCCCUGGGGUCUGGGUCUUCCAUAUUGGCAGCUCUUCCCAUUUGGAGAAUGUGAUCCCAGCUUCAGUUGGGAAAAGCCCUUUGCCAGAACAUCUAGAGAGGUCGGCUGUGGAUUAUGACUUCCUGGAGCCCACCUUCCCGAGUUCGAUAGUCGAUUAUGCUGAUGUCUUCUACGAAGAAGGCGAAGAAGAAUAUUUGUCUGUCACGACGACAGAACUCCCGGCGUCCGAUUUGGAGACGUGGCCGCCCGACUCUUCCUUCAGCCUCGAUGACCGCCUCGAUUCCUCUGAGCCAAGGCAUUCCGGAGGGGCAACGCUGGAGUUGGAACCCGAGUCCACGGUGUAUAACCCGGCCGCCAGCCCCCUUCCUUCGUACCCGGACCUGGAUGCCGUCCUGCAAGCCCUUGGCGAGCAAUUACCAACCGCAGCACCUUCUGUAUCAGAAGAUGACUCCGCCAGUCCCUCCGUGCCGUGGGUUUACGAGAGGCCGUUUGAGGCGGUGACGGCGGUUGUGCUGGGAGAGGAAGACAGCGGACCCCCUGCGGAGGCGGAGAACUAUCCUGUCUACCCUGAGGGGGAGGUUAUUCUCGAAAGCUUCCCCGAUAACGCCCCACCCUUCAGCCCCCGGAGACGGGUCGUUGGGGUCGAUGAAGACAUUACUUUUAACCCAGAUGGGUUCACGUACAGCGCUCCCAAUGUUGAAACCUGCGAGACUCACCACAGCCAGUGCUCCCCGCAUGCCUUCUGCACAGACUACAGCACCGGUUUCUGUUGCCAUUGCCAGUCCAAGUUUUACGGAAACGGCCAGCACUGCUUACCGGAAGGUGCUGCUCAUCGCCUGAACGGCAAAGUCAGUGGAGUCCUGCUUGUGGGACGGACGCCUGUGCGCUUCGGGGACGUUGACUUGCAUGCCUAUAUCGUUGGCAAUGAUGGGCGAGCGUAUACGGCCAUCAGCCACAUUCCUCAGCCGGCCGCUCGCUCUCUCAUGCCACUGGCUCCCAUCGGGGGCUUCUUUGGCUGGCUUUUUGCACUGGAGAAACCUGGCUACGAAAACGGCUUCAGUAUUGCUGGUGCUAAAUUCACUCACAGCCUUGAAGCCACUUUCUAUCCUGGAGGAGAAACUGUUUCCGUCAAGCAAACCGCUGAUGGAUUGGAUGCCGAAAAUUAUCUCAGCAUUCGGACUGAAAUUCAAGGGCAGGUGCCUUAUAUUCCGGAGAAUUUUACUGUCCACAUCGCACCUUACAAGGAGAUCUACCAGUACAUGGAUUCAGCGGUGGUAUCGACGUCUUACCGGGAAUAUUCCUUGUUUACCUCUGGGAGCCUCAACCAAACCUUGUCCUACCGUCUGCGCCAGAAUCUCACCUACCACAGCUGUCCCCACGCAAGGCACCACCUCAGGACUCCGUCCACACAGCAGCUUACUGUGGACAGGAUAUUCGCUUUGUACAACGAGGAGGAACAAGUGCUCCGUUAUGCUGUCACCAACCAGAUUGGGCCCCUUGGAGAUGAUUCUGGGAUGGUCGCUCUGAACCCAUGCUACGACGGGACCCACUCGUGCGACACAACGGCACGGUGCCAGCCUGGCUCUGGUUUGGAUUACACCUGCGAGUGCACAGCUGGCUACUAUGGGGAUGGGAAAGAAUGCACAGAUAUCAACGAAUGUGCCGCGGGCAUCAGCCGCUGCAGCCCCGAGUCGGUCUGUGUCAACACGGUGGGCAGUUACCGGUGUGAGUGUCCUCCUGGGUACGAGCUUGCAGCAGACCGGGCCACUUGCCUAGUGGUUGUCCCACCAUCCAAUCCGUGCGAAGAUGGCACCCAUAACUGUGCCACAGCAGAUCGGGCGCGAUGUGUGGCCCAUGAACGUGGUGCAUUCUCCUGUGUGUGCCUUCCUGGUUUUGCUGGCAAUGGGCACAACUGCACAGAUGUGGAUGAAUGUGCAGAAGGGCAAUGCCACCAAGCAGCCACCUGCCACAAUUCUCCUGGGUCCUUCUCUUGUCGCUGCCGGGAUGGCUACGAAGGCAAUGGUUUCCACUGCUCACCAGAGACCUUGCCUCCAGCCAGGACCCGCUGCCAACACCAGCGGUUGUAUGCAAGCCAGAGGGGGCCGUCCCUCCCGGGGGGACCCCACGUACCCGAGUGUGACGAUCAGGGGAACUACCGGCCACUGCAAUGCCACGGCAGCACCGGGAUGUGUUGGUGUGUGGACAGGGAUGGCAAUGAGGUCCCCGGGACGCAGGUGCCUCCUGGCGCUCCUCCACCGCUUUGCAGGGCUCCAGAGCCGACCCGGAGGCCGCAGACGAUGUGUGAGCGCUGGAGACAGAGCCUCCUGGAGCAUUAUGGGGGCAACCCACAGGACGACCAGUAUGUGCCCCAGUGCGACUCUCAGGGCCACUUCAACCCCUUGCAAUGCCACGGGAACAGCGGCUACUGCUGGUGUGUGGACGAACACGGCCGCGAGGUCCAAGGCACGCGGUCGGAGCCUGGUGUCCCUCCACCAUGCCUGCCCAGUGUUGCUCCUCCGACGGUUCGCCCUUCUCCUCGCCCCGAUGUCAUUCCACCUUCUGCGGGGACCUUCCUCCUUUACGCUCAGGGCCAGCAAAUUGGCGCUUUGCCCUUGAACGGCACCCGGCUGAAGAAGGAGGCUGCCAGGACCCUGCUCUCCUUGCAUGGAUCCAUUGUGGUGGGGAUCGGCUAUGACUGCCGGGGAAAAAUGAUGUACUGGACAGAUGUGGCGGGACGGACCAUCAGCCGGGCGAGCCUGGAGCCGGGGGCAGAGCCGGAGGUUGUCAUCAGCUCAGGGCUGAUUAGUCCUGAAGGCCUUGCCAUCGACCACCUCCGAAGCACCAUGUUUUGGACGGACAGCGGCUUGGACAAAAUCGAGAGCGCGAGGCUGGAUGGCACAGAACGGCGAGUCCUUUUUGCCACAGACCUGGUCAACCCUCGCGCAAUAGCCGUGGAUCCCAUCCGUGGGAAUCUUUACUGGACAGAUUGGAACCGUGAAGCCCCCAAAAUCGAGACGUCCACCGUGACGGGAGAAAACAGGCGGAUUCUGGUCAACCAAGACAUUGGGCUGCCCAACGGCUUAACCUUUGAUCCUUUUUCCAAACUGAUUUGCUGGGCGGAUGCAGGAACCAAAAGGCUGGAGUGCGCCUUACCUGAUGGAAGGGGAAGGCGGGUCAUCCAGAAUAACCUCAACUACCCCUUCAGCAUCGUCAGCUACGCCAAUUACUUCUUCCACACAGACUGGAGAAGGGAUGGGGUAAUAGCCGUGAACAAAGACAGCGGCGCUUUUACAGACGAGUACCUUCCAGAGCAACGGACGCACCUCUACGGAAUCACCGCCGUCCAUCCCUACUGCCCAGGAGCAAGAAAGUAAACUCCCUGGUACCUGGCAGAGGAGCAGAGGGUUCAAAUUCCUCCACUAGGACGGCUGGCAGAAGAUUCCCUCCUCCUGAUACUCUUGUACAUAACGGAAGAGACUCUUCACAACUGCGUCCAGACCAACAGCCAUCUGUUACCAAAGGGAAUUAAGUCGUUUAAGCUUAAAGCCAAAUUAUCCAGUAUUUUUUUUUUGUAAAGUUAUACCUCAGAUCUGUACUACUGUAUUUUUAUUUUUUACAAAAAAGAACUUUUUAAAAAUCUAUUUGCCAAGAAGAAAUGGUGCUAUGGAUGACAGGAGCAAUUUAAGGAAAAAAUAUAUGACCAUAUAAGCAUAGUCUUACUCCAGGGUUAUUUUAUUGGAAAGAGACACGAUACACUUUGAAAUGGAGGAAGGAAGGAGGAACCUGCCUUAAGUCAAUAAGGAUGCCUUUUAGGACGGGCUUCUUGCAGCAGUGCCUUAACUGAUCAGCGUAAACACUGUGGCUGUAGAAGGAUGUGCCAUAUGUACUCAUGUAUAAGUCAAGGGCAGGUUUUGGGGCUCAAUUUAUGGAUUUAGAUGCAAUCUGUGGAUAAGCCGAAGGCCAUUCUGUGGAGAGGGAAAAGUGGUGGCAUUCAAAAAAGGCCAGAAGUGAUGUUAAGAGUAGAUAGAGGGAGAUUGGUGCUUCUUUUGGGUUCUCCCUCGAAGGACUCAGCUCUUGCCUUUUGCCACUUUCCUUAGAGAAGCGAAUGGACCCUUUUUUGAUAAGAGCUAUGGUACAAUACUUACUUUGACCCACAAAUAAGAUUACUCUUGUUUUUGUCAUCUAUUUUCCAACUAAAAUGUCUAGUAUUAUACAUGAGUAUUUAAAAUACUUUGUGUUAGGAGCCACGCAAAGUUAUGAAGGAUUAUUUUUGGAAACUCAAUGCUGUACCCGCCUCCUGUUGCUUCUGCCUUUUUUUAGUAUUUAUAUAUAUAAAAAUAUGCUGGAACAAAUUGGUUCAAAUUUAUCCCCUUGCCUUGGCCUUCAGGGAUUGCAUUAAGAGAGCGCAACUGUCAAUACCCACCUGUAUCAUUUCCUAUUUUCUAAGCUAUUUCAUGAAUUAAAUAAACACAAAUUGGACUUGU